AUGCGUAAAUUGUCUCUCGAUCGAGUAUAUGGGUGUUCAACGGCACACCGUCAUAGUAUCGUUGCUCUACCGGAAAAUCGUGUUGCCUUCCUUGCUGGUUGCUACUUGGUUAUUCUCGAUUGUCUAACUAAUGAGCGACGUUAUCUGACUUUUUCUGCUAUUAAAUUUCUUGCCACAUCACCUAGUGCCCACUUAAUGAGUAUAAUUGAUCAGAUUGAUGAAGAUAGCAAUUCACGCAUACAUAUUUAUUCGACGAAACCAAUUGAUUUAUUGCUCACGAUUGAACCUGAUCGUUUUGGCAGUUUCAUUGGCUUAUCAAUCGAUACAAAUGAUAGUCUUCUAAUGAUAUUGCAUAGCGAACCAGCAUACAUGAUAACUAUUCAAGAAAUUUAUCAUAACGAUGAUGAAUCGAAACGAAUGACCAUGGUUGAUUUGGCUUCAGUCAGAGUCGUUCAUGGGCCAGUUGUUAAUCGAAUGAAUAAGAAAGAGAUCAUUCCACAUGUGGCAUUUAUUAGCUUUUGUUCAUUCUCAUCGAAAGUGUUCUGUGCGACAGGUUUAGCUUUGUUUAAACUCUACGAACUUGAUCAGGAAAUAAUCCAUCAACGGAUCAUCCAUUUUCGCGCAGAAUUUUAUGCAUUUACGUGCCAUUGUUGGCUGGCUAUCAACAGUAUUCUUGUACGAUCAAUUCGCUUCGAAUAUUUGGAAAUAAAUUCAACAGAAUUAUCUAAAAAUGACCAUGCGUUAUCCGUUGAUUUGGAAUCUCCAUUGACGAAUGAAGAAGAAAAAGAAGCACUUACCGAGACCAAGCUAUAUCUUGAUCUUUUCGCAGCAAGAGAAAUGUCUCCGAAUGUUAUUGUUUCAUUUCGUGAACACUUAUUUGUGUUCGCUCCAAUCAUGACUGAACCAUUCUUUCAAGUCACCACCCGCUAUUGUUUGGAGAAGUCAUCUGAACAUCAUACCAAUAUGGACAAACAUCAAAUUCAUAAAAUGUCUUAUGUUUUCGAUAACCAUUCUUCCAUGAUCUAUGUUCUAACCGAUCGUAAUCAAAUCUUUCGCUAUACAAUCCACCAGACGGAAAACAAAACUGAGCUCGAAGAACAGCAUAUCUACAGUUUUCAUGCCUACCGCAUCCGAUCUAUUGCUCUAUGUAUGCAUAAACCAUGGCUGAUUACUCUUGGCGAUGAUAAUUGGAUACGAGUUAUCGAUUAUGAGGAUAAUAAUCGAGAAGUUGUCUCAAAAUACCUUCCCGAUGGUGCACAGGCAAUCACCGGUUCGGAUCCGUAUGGUUUUCAUCUAUGUUUAGCAAUGUCCAAUCAUUUUCAAUUAUAUCUCAUAACAAAUUACGAAUUACGUAUGAUACAUCAAUAUGAGACACGCAAUGUACGCGAAGUAGAAAUGAGUCAAUCAGGACAUUUAAUAGCCGUCGUCACAAAUAAUUUGAUAAAAAUUUAUUCUACAAUACAUUUUAACUUAAUCAGCCAAUUACGUGGUCAUGUAGGCAAAAUAAAACAAAUCGUCUGGUGUAAAUACGAUUCGAUUCUUAUCAGUUGUAGUACGGAUGGUAUGAUCUAUAUAUUUAAUAUUUAUACCGGUAUGCGAGAAGGUGAGAUCAUCACCAAACAGUUUCGUUAUGUCGGAAUAGCUGUCACUCACGACUGCAAUCGUAUCUAUGGAAUCACAUCUGAUUCGAGUAUUAAAUUAUUUAACAAUACACAUUUAGAGCAGGAAUGCUCAAUUGAGAACAAUUUCAUUCCAUCAGCGAUAUGUUUAUCAAAAUCAGAACGAUUGCUUUUCGUUGGCAUGACGAAUGGUACAAUUCGAAUUUUUACAACUCCGUUAACAGCGAACACGUAUAUGGAUUUACCUGCACAUUGUUCGACUAUACGACGAUUCCUAGUGUCGUCCAACGAUGAAUAUUUAAUAUCGAUUGCUGAAUCAGCAUAUGUCUUAUUGUUUAAACAGACACUUAAUACAUUGAGUUCAGUUUCUAAUCAAUUUUCUGAACUGCUAUUAGAAAAUCUAGAUGUAAUCAAUCAAUCAAAACGCGUGCGCACAACGUUUGAAUACAUUCUUGUGACGAAAUCCGAAUUUGAUGAACAACAACAGAAAAUCAAAGAAAUCCAAGAAAGAAUCAAUGAAUUUGAUACUGAAAAUAAUUUAAAGCUACGCACAAAACAGAUCGCUUUCUCCAACGAGCUCACUGCUCAUUCUACCCAAUUUCAAACAGCAAUGAAACAACUUCUUGACGAAUACCAACAACUAAAAUUAGACAUUAGCAAUGAACAUGCCGAAUUUGCUAAACGAAAAAACGAUAUCGAUGAAAAAUACGAUAUACUUCAAACGCAUUCAGAAGUCAUCUACGAAAACCAAAUGAUUGACCUGCUUACCCGCAUUAACAAUGCUCAAGAGGAAUUGACUAAACUGCAAACUAUUUACGAAAAUAAAGACUCCUCCUCGAAAGAUCAAGAACAUACUGAUCUGAAUGAAAUCAUCAAUCAAGUCAAUUUGAAAUUACAAUCGAAAUGGCGAACUGCUGUUCACAAUCAUGAACAGAUUCAAGAACAAGAACGGCAAAUGAACGAAUAUAUUCGACAAAUCGAAAUCGAUAUUGACGACGAAAUCGAAAGUAUAAAGAUCAAUUCUGAAAGAGAAUUGAAAUCUCUCACUAACCAUAUCAAACGUUUAACUAUUAACGUUAGUGCACUUCGUAAACGAUACAAUUCUAUCGUUGAACGUAUGGGCACGCGCGAUACUGAACGAAGUAAUAUUGAGAAAGAAGUGAAAGAACUACAGAAUCGGAAGUUUGAACUCAUCGAAAAACUAGAACAUUUCCGUUCAAUUAUCAAAAAGAAAGAAGAUCGUAUUGGUAUCUACGAUAUCAAGAUUCAUCGUUUGCAACAGCAUAUCUUACACGUUGAAAAACGUAAAUAUGUUCUUGAUUACAAAACGAAAUCUCUAUUAGAACGCAUCGAACCCAUGGAUCAAGAAAUCGCUCGAUUGAAAACGAAUAACCAGAACCUUGAACAACAGUUAACGAUUUUAAAACAACAACAAAAUGAUUUGAUCGUUAAACAAAAGAAUUACGAAUUCAAACUGGAACGAUCGACUAAGCAAUUAAAUCUAGCGAAAAUUAGUUACCAAAACAUUUGGAAAACAGUAAAACAACGAAAAGAUGCACUUAAAAAAGCAUUUGAGUACACAGAAAUCAGUUGCACAUCCGAAACAACUAUUCAUUCGAAAGAACAGUUAAAAGCAUUCAUACAGAAUAUGUGUCAUUCAAUACAAAACGAACAGCAAACAGAAAAUCAAUUAGAAAUACAAGAUUCAAUCAAAGAAUGGAAUAAUCAACGAAAUUGGUUACUUCAUCACUUACAUAAUUUAACAACGCAUACGGAAAACAACAAACAAACAUUUGCAAAUGUUCAACGUGAACAUCGUAAAGCUAUCGUACCAUUCAUUAAUCAACUUCGUCAACUACACAAUUUACAUGAUGAUAUCCAAAAGAAAAUUCAAAAGCAUUUUGCCUUGUUAAAGAUCAAAGCCAGUGAACAGAAUGAUUUCUUGCAAUCAAUAUCGAGCAUCUUGCAUGUCAAUGAAAAUCUUCAUUUAACAAUCGAUCAAUUAUCACAAAAAGAAUUGCAUAUUGAAAUUCAAGAUAAAGAAAUUGAUCGUUUAGCAGCAAUUACAUUCCGUUCACAAUAUGCGGCACCAUGCUUAGAAUCGAAUCAGUCUAAUGAAAAGGCUGUCAUAUUGCCAACGGUAUCGACUGGAUUAUCGACCAAAUGA
This is a messenger RNA of Adineta ricciae, 3786 nucleotides long. NCBI's taxonomy places the organism in Eukaryota, Metazoa, Rotifera, Eurotatoria, Adinetida, Adinetidae. The record is from the annotation of a GenBank genome assembly.